CCUCAAAUCUAUGCAUCCAAAUCUGUUACAAAUGAAAGAUUCACAAGAACCAAAAAAAAAAAAGGCCAAGACCUUUAUCAAACCGAACUAAACGGCUUUUCUCCUUCAUCAAACGCAGAGCCAGACCAUUCCCACAUAGACACACCUUGAGCCACUGAGCUUGGUUUAGUAAUUGGGAUCUUUUAAUAGACUCAUACCUGGAGCGUUUACCCAAAACUGAGUUCUUUGUUGGCUCCCAAUGUUCCAAGAAAGCAUACUUGGGCAGCUCUGACUCAACAAGAGCAAGCUUUGGCUCAACUUUUUGAAAUGUGGUCACACCAAGUCACCAACCAUACAAAAAUUCGUUUCUUUUUUAACUUUUCUGGACUAGCCCAUUCAGUGAAUGUCUAUCACUUCCACCAUAAAGAAGAAGAAAAAUGAUAUCUAAAAAAUAUUAUAUGAAACAUAUUUUUUUAGUAUUUUUCCGAUAUUGAAACUGUAGGACCAUGAUUUAUGUUGAAUAAUUGCAGCAUAUAUUAAUUAUACCAACCAAAACUUAAAAAAAUAAAAAUAAACUGGUGUAACCUGGUGCAAACUGGUAAUCAAGAACAUAGUAUAUCAUUUUAUAUAUAAUAACAAAGUUAUUGUUUUUUUAUAAAUUAAAUAAAUUCAAAAAAAGUUCAAAAAAUAUAUAUAUUUCCCAUAUAACUUACUAUUUUAAUUAAAUUUUAUAGAAAGUAUUUACAGAAAAAUAAAUAAUCAUAGAAAUAUUUGUGCACAAACUCAUUAAAUGUCUGAUCUUAAUUUUUUAUUUAUAAUACUUAAUUAGUUAAAUAAUAUAUUGCAGUAUGUUUAAAUAUCAAUUUCGAAUUAUUUAAUAAAAUUGAUAAUUUAUUCUCUUUAUAUGUAUGUUUUUGGUGAUAAUAUACUGUAUUUUUAUUGCUUUAAUUAUUAUUAUUAUUAGUAUUAUUAUUAUUAAUUCUUUUAUUUAUUAAUUUAAUCUGAAAUUUUUAAACCAGAAAUUUCUAAAAUCUAAAUCAUCAUUCAAGUUUUUUUUCUAAAAGCUAAAAUCUACAGAAAAAUCAGAAACUAAAAAUUGAAAACCCCAAAAUCCAAAAACUAAAUCAAAAACCAAAAACAAAAAAAAAAUCAAUAAAAAUCAGCUUAAAAUCAAUUUAAAUUUUGAGAAAUAAGAAAAAAGGAAAGAUACAACUAGAAAGGAAACAGUGAACAACCUAUAACAGACUCAGCUUCUUAUAAAUAAGAUAAAUAAGUAUGCAAAUCUGAAAAUCAAUUGAAACUUUGGGGAAUAACAAAAAAAAAAAGGAAAGAAGAAACUAAAAAGGAAAUUAAACAUGAUAAUUUAGUUCAAAAAAAUUAAACACGAUAAUCAACAAAAACAAAAAGGAAUAGUGAACAACCUACUCAAGUAGCUUCAUAUAAAUAAGAACGCUACAGACUCCUCUCUAAAGCUAUCAUUGAUUCGAUUACUUGUUACUCAGACCAAAAACAAACACACAAAACAGAGUCAAAAACCUUAUUACAGAGUAUGACCAAGAUGGUGAUGAUUAAGGAAGACAACAACAACAACAGCAAAGCUCCGAAUGUUGUUGGCCAAUCUUCUUCAGUACUGGAGUUUGUCUGUUUUCUUGGCCGAGGUAGUUUUGGUUCGGUCGCUCUCAUAAGAGACUCCAAACAAAGGUUACACGCUGAGAAAUCAUCUCCAAUAGCUUACAUGGAGAGUCUCAAGAAAGAGCAUAGGAUCAUGCUUCGUUUCCGUAACCAUCCACGCAUCGUCCAAACCACAAACCCUAAUCUUCACAUAGGUAUCAACCUCGACCAUUGUUACAUCUACAUGGAGUUUGCCUCCAAAGGUACUCUCCACAACUUCAUCUCCAACUUCAGUGGCCAACCAAUGCCUGAGGAUAUGAUCAGACGUGCUGCUCUCAUGAUCCUUCAAGGACUCGAGGCUCUUCACUCUCGCGGCUACGUUCACUGCGACCUCAAGCCGGCUAACGUUCUCCUCUUCCCUUCCAAGAUUGUCGGAGAGCCGUGGGAUCUCAAGCUUGCUGACUUCGGUCUAUCUAAGGAGCCUUCUUGUACGAAUCCAAGGUCCUUGUCUGGCGGUACAAAGGAGUACAUGUCCCCUGAGUCGUUGGGACCCAACCGAGUGAAGAUGAUUGGACCAGGUGUUGACAUGUGGGCUCUAGGGUGUAUUGUGCUUCAGAUGUAUGGAGGCUAUCCAGUGAAGAUGGGAGAAUGUUGUUACAAGUGGAGGCUUCCGAGACUUGUAUCUCCGCUGGCCAACGACUUCUUGAGGCGGUGCAUGGCGUUGCACCCCUCACGCAGAGCCACCGCAGCGGAUCUGUUGAAACAUCCUUUUGUUUGAACCAAGGC
Molecule: messenger RNA, 2376 nt
Organism: Brassica napus (rape)
Lineage: Eukaryota; Viridiplantae; Streptophyta; Magnoliopsida; Brassicales; Brassicaceae
Product: mitogen-activated protein kinase kinase kinase 20-like
Exons: 1
Coding region: 1529-2368 (279 amino acids)
Biological process (GO): protein phosphorylation
Molecular function (GO): protein kinase activity; ATP binding
Source: RefSeq, a predicted model, not a curated record